Molecule: messenger RNA, 2246 nt
Organism: Cannabis sativa
Lineage: Eukaryota; Viridiplantae; Streptophyta; Magnoliopsida; Rosales; Cannabaceae
Exons: 4
Coding region: 1391-1849 (152 amino acids)
Biological process (GO): proteolysis
Molecular function (GO): cysteine-type peptidase activity
Source: RefSeq, a predicted model, not a curated record
UAAGUAAUUUAAUAAUUAAAAUUUUAAUUUGGUUGUAUAUUGCAUUAUGUUAUAGGUUGUGUGCUAAUAUUUGAGGGUCGACAUAUUUCGGUGUUGAUCGGAUUUGCAAUAGGUAUAUCCAUCCGCUAACUUUUUGUUUUUAUAAUUAAUUAUCAAUGCAUGCUUAGUUGAGUUUGAAUAUCUUAAAUAUUCAUCCGUAGUGAAGUAGGUUCCGCGAAUACAUGUACUGCGGUCGGAUGGGUGGAUAAAUUUUGUAUUGUUUAUGUUAGUUUCUUUGUUCUGUAUUGUUAUGUUUGUUUUGUUUGUUACUUUAGGCACUCCGGACACCAGAGCAUCCUGGACGUGUCAGGGCUGCUGGGUAUGAUAUUACUUGAAAUGUUAUUUAUUUAGUUACACAAAUAAAAUUGUAGCUAAUUUGCAUUUUAUGAUUUGCAGGUUCCUGACCAGGGCAUCUAAACUGUUCGGCAGGAAGAAAAGGGAAGUGUCUGAUGUUGUGGCUCGACAAGCGAAGGAGAUUGAAAAAUUAAAAGCCGAAGUCCAAUCCCUUAAGCAGAAGAGAAACACUGCCGAACAAGAGGAAGAAGGAGAGGUGGCUGGUGAGGCGUAUGUUCCACAACUAUACGCUCGUGAGGAUGAGGGUCAACCACAAACUUAUGCUGAGGAGUUUAUUUCCCUCAACGACCAAGGUCUCCUGUACAAUUUCGAUGACCAUGCGGCCUUUAAUUAGCAAGUACAUCUCUGCUUUGACAACAUCGACAACAUUGUGGCCCGAGCGUAUUUGUACGAGUAUGUUGGUAAAAUCACUAUUCACUGCACGGACUACGAUGAUUCACAUGCCCGGAUUCUAGUUUCAGAAAUGCUACAAGAGGACGCUGAAAUCCCAAUCCCAAUUAAAGGGUGCAGAUAUGUUAGGGACGUAUCACAAAUGUUCCUUCCUUGGCCUAAACACUUAAUUCUAACAUCCGAGGGUCCACUCGCUCAACCGCCUUCAAGACGUGAUGCGUCGAAGGGGAAAGCUCCGAUGCUUUCUCCACAAGGCGGUGGUGGACGGGAAGAUGAAUUGUUCUCGGAAAAGAAGAUGGACUUGAUCCCUAAAUCGCUAAAAUGGAUGGUUGUUGAAUUCCUGAACCUCAAAGAUAAACGUGAUAUAAUCACAAUUCCUGUACCCCGAGGAUUCAUAGCACCGCGUACCCAGAUCACGUUAUCUGGAGAGGAUUUGCAGCAGGUUACUACGUGUGACUUCAUCGGCAACCAGGGAAUGCUGUUUGGAAUGAUGUAUACUCUUCUUUAAUCUAAUUAACCUUAUAUAUCAAAAUUCUAGUCAAAUUAUUAUCAGACACUAAUAUUUAACAAUUUUUUUGGCAGGCACAUCUGGGAUAGCAUCAACGGUAUGAGAAAUUUUUUCAGGUUUUACGACCCAGAGCUUCUCGUAGUGCAUGGGAAAACCGAUGAAGAGAAGAGUCAGUCUUUUGACGAUGCAGCAAGACGAUUGGCUGAUUGGUUAUCAUUGAUGAAUAACAACCACCAAAUGUUCUUUAUUCCUUGGAAUAUCGGUGCGCAUUGGACGCUAGAGGUCGUUACGCCAAAGAAAAUUAUCCAUUUAGACCCUAUACGUGGCCGCCCAAUUCCCGAAGAAAUUACUCAAAUGAUCGGAAGUGCAUUCAGAUAUAUAGGGGACGCACAUGAGUAUCUUGACCCGUGGCAAGGAAUUUCACUAGCAAAUUGUCCAAGACAACCUAAAAGCCAAGAAUGUAGUUUUUAUGUUUUGAAAUACAUGACUGGCAUCGUCGCACGUGCAAACCCCAACCGUUACAUACAAGAUCAAAAAGCUGUAAGUUUUAAUUAUUGAUUAUAGUAUUUAUUAUAAUAACAAAUAUAAAAUAUACAUAUAUAUCAACUAAUAUAAAUUUUUAAUUUUUUUAACAGUUUGGAGGUAAGGGGCAAGACGAUCUAAAAACUGAAUUGUUACCAUUACAGCGAAAGUGGAUAGAACGAUUGAUGGCGAUGAUUCAUGGUGACGAUUGAGGUUGAAAGGUCCAAGAAUUUUUCUUCCUUAUGUAAUUUUUUUAAAUUAACUUACAGUUAGAUUUAUUAACUUAUUAAUAUUUUGGACUAAUUUUACAUAAAUAUUUGUGUAAUAUUUAAUUAUUUUUAUGAAAUGAAAUUAUGUAUUUUAGCUAAUUUUAAAAUUAAUAUAAAUAAUAUUUAAUUUACCUUUUAAAAAAUAAAUAUGUAAUUUAAAUUAA